This is a messenger RNA of Alligator sinensis (Chinese alligator), 2053 nucleotides long. Its product is annotated as tripartite motif-containing protein 54-like. The record is from RefSeq and is a predicted model, not a curated record. Gene Ontology annotation, molecular function: zinc ion binding. NCBI's taxonomy places the organism in Eukaryota, Metazoa, Chordata, Crocodylia, Alligatoridae.
GUGCACAUGCUGGUUCACAAGUGAAAGGAGCCACCUGUUAGUGUAAUAUUCUCUGAACACUUGCUCACGCCAUGAAGAUCUCCUCCCCACGCUUGGCUGACCUUACUGAGAAGGGACUGGGGAAGCAGAGAGUCACAGGAUCUGUAACAGUAACAUGAGAGAGAGAGAGAGGGCCUCUGCUAUCAAAUAUCUGGAGUCUUACCAAGGGGCUGAACCAGGCCCCUGGAGACCACAAGCCAACAGCUGCAUCCAGCAUGUGACUCAUGACAUCCUGCUUCCCUCCACCAUCUCCUGGUGCUUUCCCUCGGCCUUGCAGUCGGUGACCGAGGAAGAACCAGCCAGCAGUGCUCCCUUGUUCUGUUGCUCAAGUGCUGCCGGGUCGGGGUGGGGGGGGUGGACCGGCUUCCUUAUGCCUCUCCCAAUGGAAUACAAGUCCUACCCGAGAGACCACCACACCAUGGACAGCCUGGAGAGGCAGCUCAUCUGUCCCAUUUGCUUGGAGGUGUUCACCAAGCCGGUGGUGAUCCUACCCUGCCAGCACAACCUGUGCCGGAAGUGUGCCAACGACAUCUUUCAGUCUCGUGGGACAACCCUGGGGUCCGCAGGCAGGUUUCGCUGCCCGUCCUGUCGCCAUGAGGUGGUCCUGGACCGACACGGUGUCUACGGCCUGCAGAGGAACCUGCUCGUUGAGAAUAUCAUUGACAUUUACAAACAGGAGUCGGCCAGAUGCCCCAACAGCUCCAGGCCCCUGCUAAAAACGGAGCAGCCGCGGUGCGAGGAGCAUGAGGAGGAGCGGAUCAACAUCUACUGUGUGACGUGCCGGGUUCCCACCUGCUCCCUCUGCAAGGUCUUUGGGGAGCACAAGGACUGCGAGGUUGCACCCCUGUCCGACAUCUACAUGCAGCUGAAGACCGAGCUGACAGAUGGGAUCGGAGCCCUUGUUGCCGCCAACGACGGGAUCCAAGCCUUCAUCGGUCGCUUGCAAGACACCUGCAAGAACAUAGAGGACAACUGCAAAGCCCAGAAGCAGGCUCUGUGCGAGAAGUUCGACCGCAUGUAUGCCAUCCUGGAGGAGCGCAGGAAGAUCAUGCUGCAGCGCGUCACCUAUGAGCAGGAAGAGAAGACCCAGCACGUGAAGUCACUUGCCAGGCUGUAUGGGGACCGUGUCGAGUCUGCCUCCAAGCUGGUGGACACCGCGCUGCAGUCCAUGGAAGAGCCACAGAUGGCUGUCUUUGUGCAGAACGCCCGUGUCCUCAUCCAGAAGAUUUCAGAGGUGACCCAGAGCUGUCAGCUGGAGGAGAUGGAGUCCGGCUAUGACAACAUGGAGCACUACGCAGUGGACUUCAAUGCAGAGGAGCGGGUGCUCUACCAUUUGGACUUCAUCAGAGUGGAAGAGGAGCCUGGAGAAGAGGGAGAGGAAGAUGCUGAAGGGACAGCAGCAGAGUCUGCGAGGGCCGAAGGGACAGCGUCACAGGGCAAGGGCCAAGAUAAUGUCAUCCCGAAUGGCAAGGAAGAGGAGGAGGAAGGGAAGGCCUUGACGAUGAAGGAGGCUGAGUGUGAUGCUGCGGGGGAAGCUGAUGGCAUGGCCACCCCUCUGGGUUUAGCUCAGUUUGGAUCAGUUGCCCAGGCUGGCAAGGAGGCAGCAGAGGGAGACCCUGGGCCUGGCCAGCAGAAAGAUGCGGCCGCCCUGGAUGGAGAGCUGAAUGCUGCUGUCCCAGAUGUGCCAGGAUUCCUGGGCCAUCUUGCUCCCCCCAGCCAUGCAAAGGGAUCUGCCCUCGAAACUCCAUCCCUGGGGAACGCUGAGACAGAGGAAGCCGCUGGCUUCGGCCCUGCUGAGGCAAUCACUUCAGACAGCUCAGCAGGGAGCAAGAGUGAUGAUCUAGGCAAGAGCUGUGUUGCUGGAGCUGCCCCAGGAGAAAGGCCUGGAGCAGAGAAGGAAACAGCAUCUGCUCCCUGCCAGAGCUUCAAAUGCAGAAGCAUCACGAAAGCCCGCCGGAUCCUGGCCGCAGCAGCCACAGAAAGGUCAGUAGGUCAAUGAGGGACUGCACUGCGA